GACUAGUGUUUUGUUUUUGUUUCUCCCGGUGGUUUCGAUUCUAGUGAAUCGAAACUUAGACUCGGUAUUUAAAGGAGCGCAGAACAGCGUCCUGUCAGAACAGAACAAGGACAGGAGACAGGAACGAACACAACCGAGCAUAACGACUUGAUAACCCUGAUGACCAAUGGAUAGUUGCCCAAAUGUACAGCAAAGUCGAGAUCAAGAAAGAGAUGGAGGUGAUAGAGAUGGCAGAAGAGGAGGUUUUGGAGGUCGACCAAGAGGAGAACACAGACGAGGAGGUUCUGGCGGUCGACCAGGAGGAGAACAGAGAAGAGGAGUUUCUGUAGGUCGACCAGGAGGAGAACACAGGAGAGGAGGUGCAGGAGGAGAACACAGAAGAGGAGGUGCAGGAGGACGACCAGGAGGAGAACACAGAAGAGGAGGUGCAGGAGGACGACCAUGGGGAGAAGAUAGAAGAGGAAGUGCUGGGGGGAGACCGGAAUUAGGUGACAGAAGUGGAGGUGCAGGGGGAAGACCGGGUUUAGGUGACAUAAGAGGAGGUUCAAGGGCAAGAUCAGCUGUGGGUGACAGAAGAGGAGGUGGCAGACAAGAGAAUGAAAGAGGUGAGAGGAAAGGAGACAACAGAGAGAACCGUAGGCUAGAAGCAUCAAGGGAAAGAGCAGGAGCGGAAGGUGGUCAACGAGGAGAAAGAGGUGGAGGACAAUUACAGAGAGGAAGAGGGGGCCAUAUGAGAGGAGGGAGUAGAGAUGGUCCGUCUGAGGUACGGAAACUUGGGUACAAAACACUGGAGGAGCUUCUGGAGAAAGAUGUAUCUGUUGUGGUCAUUACUCUCUCAUCCAAUGCAGGCCUGCAGCCUUUGCUGAUGGAGACAGACAUGCGGCCGGACCUCGUACAACUGCUCUGCCAGGUUCUCUGCAAAGCUUUUCAGUCUAGGUAUGAUCGCAGAAUAGUGCUACACUUAGCACAGGUGGUAAAGGACUCUAGCUUCUUCCACACUGUGCUUCCUCACUAUGUUACGGGAAUUAUGACUGAUCAUGUUCCUGCUCGAGGACAGCAGUAUCCUCAGCACCUGAACAACAUUAUCAACCUCAUGUCUGGUAUGCUCAGCAUGUUUCCAUCCAGCUCCAUCUGUACCAUCUCAAUGCUGUUGGCGCUUGUGAAAACAGUUGUCAACCAUCUGCGAGCUUCUGGCAUAGAUAUUCUGCACACAAUUGAUGAAGGACUGGAUAAGAUCCAAAGCAUGGUGGAACACCUCCAAGAGAAAGCAAGAGAUGGGACCUUGAGAUCAGACAACUACACAGUUCUCAUUGGCAAUGAUGACACUCCAGAAGGGGAAGAUGACUUCAGGAACAUGACCAUUUACCCAACUCCUGAAGAAUUCCGUCAGGACAAGAAACCUUUCCUGCGGGCUAACAUUAUGUCAAAAAGUUACCCCAGUACCCAUAUCUACCUGGAUACACAUUUUAGGCUUCUGAGAGAGGACUUUGUAAGGCCAUUACGUGAAGGUAUAAGAGAGUUACUGCAAAGCAAGCAAGAUGAGACCCUCAGUGGCAUGCCAAUAAGGAAGAAAUGCUUCGAUGAUAUCAGGGUGUACUUUGACACUCGAUUGGUCAUUCCUCUCUGCACUCCCACAGGCACUGCCUAUAGAGUGCAAUUUGACACUCGACCCCUUAAGUUUGUUCGUUGGGAAAAUUCCAAGCGGUUGCUGUAUGGGUCCCUGGUCUGCUUGUCUAUGGACCAGUUUGAAACGUUCCUAUUUGCUACGGUAGCUGACCGUGACCCCAAAGACCUGAGAAACGGCCAGGUGCUGUUGAGUUUUUCUAGAAACAGUCGAGCUCAACUGGCCACUGUCCAGUCCUCUCAUUCUUUCCUGAUGGUUGAGACCACGGCCUACUUUGAAGCCUAUCGCUAUGUCCUGGAGGGGCUUCAGGAACAAGAUGAGGACGAUCUCCCUUUUCAGAGAUACAUUGUAGAAUGUAACUCAGAUGUCCGUCCACCAGCAUACUUUAUGGAGGGGGAACGAACUUAUGAUCUUACCUGCAUCGCAGCAGAUGGUCAUACGAGCAGUGUGAAACCAUUUAUCCCACUCAACCCUACUUCCUGGCCGACUGAAGAGCAACUGGGUCUUGAUAAGAGCCAGCUUGAAGCCCUUAACCUGGCCCUAACCAAGGAACUGGCCAUCAUACAGGGUCCACCAGGCACAGGGAAGACACACGUGGGUCUAAAAAUUGCUAAGGCCCUGCUAAAGAACAGUAGGGUGUGGUCUGCUAAUUCUCCUAUGCUGGUGGUCUGUUACACCAAUCAUGCUCUAGACCAGUUUCUAGAAGGUAUCCAGAGUUUCUUGAAGAAAGGUAUUGUAAGGGUUGGUGGCCGCAGUAACAGUGAGGUCCUGAAGCAGUUCUCUCUGCGUGAGCUGACCAGGUUGCCACACGUCCGCAGAAACCUGCCAGCACACCUGAGGAACGCAUUUUCUGAGAUCCAUAGGGAGAUGAACGAUGCACAGAACCAUUUAAAAAUACAGACGAGUUAUUUAGAAUGCAUUCAGCGUGGAGUCAUUAAUGAGACCUUCCUGCAAAAGUACAUAUCUGACGAGCACUGGGAUAGUUUGACUCUGCAGGCUGUGAUACCGGGGGGAUUUGAAAGAAUAGGAAAGAAGCAAUCACUAAUCAUGGAAUGGCUUUGCCUUGGAGGGGUUCAGCAGCAAACUAGCAAUGAUGAAGCAGAGUCAAAUGAUGAGUGGGAACCAGAAGAGGAAGAGCAGCUGUUGGAAAUGGAUGAAGAGGCAGCUCUGAUUGAGGCUGACAGAAUCCUGGAUGAUUCAGACCCUAAGGCCAGAGACCGCGAUGAACGCAGGAGGGAGAAAGAGACCAUAGAAGAACUGUCUGAGAAAAUGCUGGCCAUAAACCUACAUCAGGCUGAGGAACAACCUUCACAGGGACAAGGACAGGGACAAGGACAGGGACAAGUUGAUGACGAAGGGUGGGAGGUGCAAAAUCACCAGAAAAAGAAAUUAAAGAAAAGGGUCAAGUGGGAGCUGAGAAAGAGCGAUGUUAUGAGCGAAGAAGAAGAGCAGAAAGUGUGGAAUGUAUGGGAGUUUAAACUAAAUGACAGAUGGAGACUUUACCGCCUCUGGAUGUUGCGGUAUCACACUGACCUUCGUAUGAAAGCUCUCCAGGCUGAACAAGUCUAUCAGGAUGCCGCAGAGCGCCUUGCUGAAGUUCGCCGCCACGAGGAUCUGUGUGUGCUCAAAAAUGCCAGAGUUAUUGGCAUGACCACCACAGGGGCAGCCAAAUACAGACAGGUCCUGCAGGAGCUCAAGCCAAGGCUGGUGAUUGUGGAGGAGGCAGCUGAAGUCUUGGAGGCCCACAUUAUUACCACACUAAGCAGAGACUGCCAGCACCUCAUUCUGAUUGGAGAUCAUCAACAGCUGAGACCUAGCGCCACAGUGUACGAACUAGCCAGAAAUUUCAACCUGGAGGUGUCUAUGUUCGAGAGACUCGUCAAAGUUGGUUUUCCUUUUGUGAGACUUAACUACCAGCAUCGUAUGAGGCCAGAUAUUGCUCGUCUUUUGACUCCUCAUAUCUACUCAGAGCUGGAGAACCAUGCUUCUGUACUGGAGUAUGAAAACAUCAAGGGAAUCUUUACAAACAUCUACUUCAUUGACCACAAGGCCCAUGAGGAGGGAAUAAGGGAUGGACGAAGUCAUCAGAACCUUCAUGAGGCACUUUUUGUGGUGGAACUCUGUCGAUACUUGUUGCGUCAGGAAUACCAGCCCUCUCAGAUUACCAUCCUUACCACAUACACAGGGCAGCUCUACUGUUUACGCAAGAUCAUGCCCUCAGCUGAGUUUUCAGGGGUCAAAGUUCAUGUCGUUGAUAAGUAUCAAGGUGAAGAGAAUGAUAUUGUCAUAUUGUCAUUGGUGCGCAGUAACCCGGAGGGCAAGGUUGGAUUUUUGCAAAUACCAAACCGCGUGUGCGUAGCACUUUCUCGUGCCAAGAAGGGACUAUACUGUAUUGGGAACAUGGAUAUGUUUAGCAGGGUGAAGCUGUGGAGUAAUAUACUUCACACCCUGAGGGAGAAAGAUCAAGUAGGAAGUUCUUUGACACUGAGCUGUCAGAAUCAUCCCGAAACACGAACCCCAGUGUCAUCUUCAAAGGACUUUACAAAUGUCCCCGAAGGUGGGUGCAACAAGCCCUGUGAGUUUCGUCUGGACUGUGGCCAUGUCUGUUUGCGCAUGUGCCACCCUUAUGAUGCUGACCACAAGAAAUACAAGUGUACCAAAGACUGCCCCAAAGUGCUGUGUGAGCUUGGGCACAAAUGUCCCAGACGGUGCUAUCAAGAGUGUCGUAAAUGUGAGGUACUUUUAGAGAAAGUCGUUCCAAAAUGCCAGCACAAGCAGAAAAUGCCCUGUCAUCAGAAACCAGAAGAAUUUGUCUGCAUGGAGCCAUGUGAGAAAAAGCUGGAAUGUGGACACCUAUGCCAGGCACACUGUGGUGAGAAAUGCACUGUGUAUUGCAAAGUACCAGUUUCUAUGGAGUUAAAAUGUGGACAUACCCAGAAAGAACCCUGUAGCUCCUCAAGGAGCCUUCUAUAUGAGCCAGCCUGCAGGACCCCAUGUAACACAAUCCUGAAAUGUGGACAUUCUUGCUCAGGGACUUGUCACAAAUGCUACCAGGGUCGCCUCCACAAAUCUUGUAGACAGAAAUGCCAGCAAAUCCUUCCAUGCUCACACAAGUGCUGUGUGCCAUGCUCAAAGUUCUGCCCACCAUGUACCCUCAAGUGUCAAAAUCGUUGUGUUCACAGUGUGUGCAUGAAAAAAUGUGGAGAACCUUGUGUCCCUUGCAUGGAACCCUGUAAGUGGCAGUGUCUACACCAGAGCUGUAGCAAACUCUGCCAUGAGCCAUGUGAUCGUCCACCGUGUUCAAAGAAAUGUGACAAGUACUUGCCCUGUGGACAUCCUUGUAUAGGUCUUUGUGGAGACCCUUGUCCAGAUAAGUGCCGGAUAUGCCAUCGUGAUGAUGUGAUUGAGAUCUUCUUUGGUAAUGAAGAUGAGCCAGAUGCUUGCUUCAUACAGCUAGAGGACUGCAAGCAUAUCAUCGAGUCUACUGGCAUGGACCGGUACAUGGGCAUGGAUGAGGGUGAGGAAGCUGAUCUGGAUCAGCGAGCUAUCCGGCUGAAGGAGUGUCCCAGGUGUCGAACUCCUAUUCGUAGGAAUGUGCGCUAUGGUGCCCACAUCAACCGCAGCUUGGCAGAAAUUGAGAAGGUAAAGGAACAGAUCAAUGGUCCGCAAUCUGACAAUAAGAAUAAGCAAGAUGAACUCCAGUUCCUUUUGGAGAGGCAGAGAAACUUAAUGGAGCAACUUCCUGAAGAGUACUUAAAUAUCACUGAGAAACUUCAGAAGUCUGGCUUAUCUCUUCUAGACCUCUGGUACCAGGAGAACUUGAUAACAUUCCUGGAGAGCCUUGGAAAGCUAAUGAAGGUGCAAAAAGAUCACAUGUCUUCAGUUGUGGGUGAUUUCUUCUCACUGCGAGUUAAGGAGUGUCUCAAAUUCCUGCUUGAUGUAUCUCAGAGAUUCUCUGAUCAGCAAAUCCAUGAUCUAGAACAUGAAAUGAAGAGGCUUUCCUACCUAGGCGAGCUCAAUGUCCGUUGCAAUAUAGCCAGUAACAUUGUGCUGGGGGUGAAAGUCAAUGCAGAGGUGACACAAGCAAGACAGAUCCUAGAGGACACUCGGCCAUUCACUGAAAACGAUGCAGAUAAGGUGAAGGAGAUUUUAAAAGAGCUGGAAAGUAAGCUUCCAAAAAGUGGCCUGGGUGUCACUGAUGAAGAAAGGGUGAUGAUUGUUAAAGCUAUGGCUCUCCCUCAGGGACACUGGUAUAAGUGUCCUAAUGGGCAUGUAUAUGCAAUCGGAGACUGUGGAGGUGCAAUGGUACGUAGCCAGUGUCCUGAAUGCAAAGCAACUAUUGGUGGAGUCAACCAUACUCUCACAGAGGGUAAUGAUGUAGCCAGAGAAAUGGAUGGAGCACAGCAUGCUGCUUGGUCAAAUGCUGCAAAUUUGAACAAUUUUAACCCAAGAGGUUUUUAAAAUGAUUUGCCCACCUUGCACUGAAAUUACUGAAAUUUUUAUGUAUAUAAUGUAUAUAAUGCUGAGUCAAUGAGCUGAAAGUCAAUAUUAACAUUCCUUAUUCUCUAAAAUGUAAGACCUAUACACAUAUUUACCAAUGUAGUGCACCUUUUUAGUUACGCAUUAAAGUUUUAGAAACACAUGAAAUAACCUGUUGCUGUAUGAAAAAUAAAUGUUAAAAAUAAAAGAAUUGCUGAUGUAUAUUGCA
Messenger RNA from Tachysurus fulvidraco (yellow catfish), 6332 nucleotides. RefSeq names its product zinc finger, NFX1-type containing 1 (gene znfx1). The coding region runs from base 167 to 6085 and encodes 1972 amino acids. The record is from RefSeq and is a predicted model, not a curated record. Gene Ontology annotation, cellular component: nuclear RNA-directed RNA polymerase complex. Lineage: Eukaryota; Metazoa; Chordata; Actinopteri; Siluriformes; Bagridae. Gene Ontology annotation, molecular function: helicase activity. Gene Ontology annotation, biological process: regulatory ncRNA-mediated heterochromatin formation. The transcript has 15 exons.